AUGUUGCUUCAUCAGAUAGUGUUUUUUAUUCUUCUUAUUGCUACUAUUCAAUGUGAAGAACAUUUGCAUGCCAAUGGUCCUUUUGGCAAAUCUCAUGUAUCAGCAAAGAUAUCAAGCCCAUUUAAUUGUAAUCGAAGUAUGGGUAUUUCUCCUCGUUCUCUUCAAAAAAUGUCUGUACCAAUAACUGAUUUACAAGUUUCAUCAAUACGUUAUUCUAAUAAUGAAAAGAUCUAUGUUUCUUGGACACCAUUGUCAAGUAUUUGUAAAGAUGAUUUUAUUGGAGUUUAUUUUCUUGAAACUUCAAUUGAAGCAGGUGCUUGUGAUUAUGUUGAUUUUGAAUUUGUAACACAAGGUGAAAAUAACUCCACAUGGUUAAUGAUUAAUUUACGUCGUCAAUUACAAUUUCGUUAUUAUUCACGUAAUGAAAAUUGUUCUGGAAGUUAUAUAUUUGUAGCUAAAUCUCCUAUUGUUGCACCAUGUAAUUAUAAUGAACCCAUACAAGUUCAUUUAGCUUUUGGUGAUCGAAAUGAUCAAAUGUAUAUUUCAUAUGUUACUAAUUCAAACAAAAUAAUUCCGAAAUGUCGAUAUGGUUUUGAUCCAUCAUUACUAAAUUUUCAAGUUAAUGGAAAUACAACGACUUAUAAAGCAUCAGAUAUGUGUGAAGAAAAAGCAAAUCUAACAGGACCAAAAACAUUUAUUGAUCCUGGAUAUAUGCAUACUAUACUUCUUGAAGAUCUUCGUCCAUCAACUACGUAUUAUUAUCGAGUGGGUAGUGAUGAACAUGGAUGA
Messenger RNA from Adineta steineri, 789 nucleotides. The record is from the annotation of a GenBank genome assembly. Lineage: Eukaryota; Metazoa; Rotifera; Eurotatoria; Adinetida; Adinetidae.